AUGAGGACUGAUGAUAUCAUCGCUGCGCUUGCGGGGACAUAUUCCCUGAUAAACAGCACCGCCCCCUGGGGCAGCAACCCAGUCGGCCUCCUAACCUACACCCGUUAUGGUUACAUGGCGGCGAACACCGCAGCCACGGAGGAGAGCCUGCGGCCGGCGAACAUUCGCUGGCCCCCGAAAGACACCGACGCCGAUGAGGAUUGGGUCUUGGUGGGCAGGCACGCCAUGUCGUACGCAGGGCCCUUCAGUGUUAGCCCAUCUGUGCCGGCGACAAAGUAUAGCGGCCAACUCCUACAUGGCCCUAUCGUAGCCGCAAGUGUGCCGGCCAUGGUCGGGUCGACGUCGAAACGCAACUAUGUUGUACACGAACGGGAAGAAGCAACUUAUUUGUCGGAGAUAUGGUGGAAGCGGGUGUUGCGUUUCUCAGGGCUUGCGCUCGUAAAGCUGUGGCCGGCUCCAACGCCUUUCGUUGGCACUUUCGGUCAGGUUCCGUCCGGAUCCUCAGGAAGCUCCAUCUCCCUGAAAGUGAUCUCGAUAGGCACCAUGAAGUUCCGCCAUCGUCUUAAACGUCUUCGCGAGCGCUACCGGCGGUUGCGAGGGAGCCGGCCAACAGGUGCCGAGUCUUCCAAUCUUCCCGACCCCGAAGGUGACUGCGUGCCCCCCGUCGAGCAUGACCCGAUCAAAGCAUUCACGAAUUGGGCCCACCCCAAACCAAGUAUGAUUAAAUAUGCCCGGUCCGGGCAUGCCACGCCUCCAAACUGUGUCGACCCUGAACCCGAGACUCAAGAACCGUCCACAGGCCUCUGGGACCGCGCGUACAAAGCACUCGGGGAACAGGAGCCAAGGCUAGUUGAGAAGUAUGAGGACUUGCUAUUCGACGAGUUAGAGACAAUAGAUGGUACCGCGGACGGGGCCAACGAUACUAUGACUGCCAACACGAGCGACAAAUUGGGCCGGGAGCGAUUGCAAACAAUAGUCGAACGAGGCCUGAAGCGGUUGGAAGAAAAGAAGCUCAAAUACACUAUUGCCGGCCACGAAAUCGCCGUGGGGGACCGUAUUGCUCAGGCUGCCGACCUGGUGCUGUGGGCCAAGGACUGGAUUUCUUUCGCCACCAAGACCUCGCCCGAGGCCUCCAUCGCCUGGGCUGGCAUUUCCGUUGUCCUCCCGCUUCUCACGAACCCCAGAACCGCCGAGGAAGCCAAUCGUGACGGCUUUGCUUAUGUGACCACUCGGAUGAGCUAUUAUGCGGCUUUUGAGCCUCUGGUUUUCCGCCUUGGCCAAAGUUGCAACCCCGGCGACGAAGAGCUGAUGGCCCAAGUCACUACGCACAUUGUGGACCUUUAUGAGAAGAUUUUGGAAUUCCAACUCCGAACCGUACUCAGAUUCUAUCAAAGUCGCCGUCGGGGACUUGCACGGGAUAUGGUCCGGUACGAUGACUGGGAAGGGUGGCAGAGAGAUAUCACACGACUAGAGGAUGUUGUCAAUCAAGAUCUAGAGCGUAUCAACGCUUUCGUGGCGAGAGAGAAGCUGGAGGAACACAACGAGAAAUUGGAAGAGCUGAGGAAGGCGAGCGCCCGGUCCCUCGGCGCCAUGCAGGGGUUACUCGCUACUCACCAGGAGCACCUCCAAGUUGCGAAACAAGCCCUUGAGAUCCAGACAGGCAUGGUCAAGCAGAAUCGGACCGACAAGGAGGAACAGUGUCACCAAUUGUUCCGCCUGACAGCAGGGACUAAGGAUGUCUCGUACGAGUGGUACAAAGACCGCGUGGAAGACAGGGUGGAAGACACCUGCCAGUGGUUUCUCGGACACGACAACUUCAGACAGUGGCUCGAUCAAGAUUCGGGGCCACUAUUGGUUUCAGCAGACCCCGGCUGCGGCAAGUCAGUGCUAGCAAAAUAUCUGAUCGACCACGCGCUGCCUAGGCCACCCAACGGCAGUAUCUGCUACUUCUUUUUCAAGGACCAGGACCAGAACACCGUCAGCCAAGCGCUCUGCGCGCUACUCCAUCAGCUCUUCACGCACAAGCCUCUUUUGAUCCGCCAUGCAAUGUCGAAGCAUGCCCAAGACGGCUCGGCUCUGGUCAGAAACACCGCAGCGUUGUGGAGCAUUUUGGAAGACGUUAUACAGGAUGUACAGACGGGGCCCGUUAUCUUGGUCUUGGAUGCGCUGGACGAAUGCCUGGAACCCGAGUUUCGGGACCUAGCCCGGAGGCUGAAACAACUCCACCGAAAGAUGCGGCAUCAAUCUCACGGCAAGAUCCGGACUCUGCUAACUUGUCGACCAUAUGAGGGUAUCGUCGCAGAAUUCCGGGAUCUCGUCGGCGAUUUCCCAUUCAUCCGCAUCCCAGGUGAAGAUGAGUCAGAUGCCAUCGGCAGAGAAGUGAAUCUUGUUGUCGCCCAUCGAGUCGAGCAACUCGCGCAGGAGAAGGAGCUCGGGGAUGAAGUCAAGGGACGCCUGAAACAGAGGCUACUUGAGAUUAAGCAUCGCACCUACCUUUGGGUAUAUCUUGUGUUCGACUUCCUGAAAGAGUUUGAUUUCAAGAAGACCAUGAAGGGUGUCGAUGCUAGCAUUGCAACGCUGCCUGAUAACGUCAACCAAGCAUACGAGAAGAUUCUCACCAAGUCUCGCGAGACCUCCAUGGUUCGGAAAGCGUUGAGCAUUAUUUUGGUGGCAGGCCGGCCUCUAACGCUAUCGGAAAUGAACAUCGCCGUCAACACAGACACUGAUGCCAGCACCCCGGAGGCCCUCGACCUAGAAUCGGAAAAGGAUUUCCAAGCACGCCUGAGGAAUUGGUGUGGACUGUUUGUCUCGGUGUACCAUGGCAAGAUCUAUUUCCUCCACCAGACAGCCAGGGAAUUUCUGCUCGCCCCUCCAUCGCCACUGAUGGCAGCCAUACCGACUUCACAUUGGCAGCAAUCUAUCACAGCCCGCAGUGCCCACCAAGUCCUUGCUGAGGUCUGCGUUGCCUACCUCGAUCUGUUCAAUUCACCCGAGACUUCUCCGAGCGGUUCAUGUGUCGGGCUUUUGGAUUACUCGGCCAAUUACUGGGCUGACCAUUUCCGUGAAGCUUCGUUCAGUGGUUCGAUUAGCACUGUCCAUCGCGCGUUAAGGAUCUAUGACAUGGAUCUGGAAAGCGUUUCAAAAUGGUACCAGAUCUACAGGGAUUCGCAUUUUGGAGCUCCAAGCAAGGCAGAAUCUCUCCAUCUCGCAGCAUACUUUGGUCAUGAGGUUGUUGUCAAGUUGUUGCUAGAUGGAGGUGCCAAUAUCGAAGCGGAGGACAAAGAUGACGAAACACCACUUGCCUGGGCUGUUGAGGAGGGCUAUGAGGCUGUUGUCAAGCUUUUGCUAGAUAAAGGCGCCAAUAUCGAAGCGGAGGAUAACUUUGGCCAAACACCACUUGGCUGGGCCGCUGAUAGGGGCCGUGAGGCAGUUGUCAAGCUUUUGCUAGACAAAGGUGCUGAUUUCGAAGCGAAUGAUAAUUACUAUCGCCGGACACCACUUGGGCAGGCCGCUAAUCAGGGCUACGAAGGCGUUGUCAAGCUUUUGCUAGAUGGUGGUGCCAAUAUCGAAGCAAAGGAUAAGGAUGGCCAAACACCACUUGUCCGGGCUGCUGAUGAGGGCCAUGAAACCGUUGUCAAGGUUUUACUAGACAAAGGUGCCAAUAUCGAAGCAAAGGGUGCAGAUGGCCAAGCACCACUUGCCUUGGCCGCUGAAAACGGUCACGAGGCUGUUGUCAAGCUUUUACUCGACAACGGUGCCAACAUCGAAGCGAAGGAUAAAUCUGGCCGAACAGCAAUUGCCUGGGCUAUAGAUGAGGGCCGUGAGGCUGUUGUCAAGGUUUUACUUGACAGAGGUGCCAACAUCGAAGCGAAGUAUAAAACUGGUCGAACAGCAGUUUCCCGGGCCACAGAUGAGGGCCGUGAGGCUGCUGUCAAACUUCUGAAAAAUAGAUGGGCCAAUACCAGUUAA
Messenger RNA from Chaetomium fimeti, 3969 nucleotides. RefSeq lists its product as uncharacterized. Gene Ontology annotation, cellular component: ciliary inversin compartment. Gene Ontology annotation, biological process: protein localization to ciliary inversin compartment. The transcript is spliced from 6 exons. The record is from RefSeq and is a predicted model, not a curated record. Bases 1 to 3969 code for a protein of 1322 amino acids. Lineage: Eukaryota; Fungi; Ascomycota; Sordariomycetes; Sordariales; Chaetomiaceae. Gene Ontology annotation, molecular function: protein binding.